Leptonychotes weddellii (Weddell seal) is the source of this 2748-nucleotide messenger RNA. It is a transcript of the gene LRRC10, whose product is annotated as leucine rich repeat containing 10. Lineage: Eukaryota; Metazoa; Chordata; Mammalia; Carnivora; Phocidae. Gene Ontology annotation, cellular component: cytoplasm. Gene Ontology annotation, molecular function: protein binding. The record is from RefSeq and is a predicted model, not a curated record.
GAUCGCAGGUUAUGACGGGAGAGAAUGGGCCUCCGGGCAGUCCGCAGCAGUCCCCGCCCCCGGGGCGCCCCGUCGGCGACUCAGUGGGCCGGGGCUCACUGUGCCUCCGGCCUCGGCAUGGGGAACGCCAUCAGGGCCCUGGUGGCCUUCGUCCCCACUAACUGCUGCCAGAGCUACGUGGUCAAAGACCUCUGGGAGAUGCCGGCGGACAAGAUGGUGGACCUGAGUGGGAAGCAGCUCCGCCGCUUCCCUGCGCACGUGUGCUCCUUCCAGGAGCUGGUCAAGCUCUACCUGAGUGACAACCACCUCAACAGCCUGCCCCCUGAGCUGGGGCAGCUCCAGAAUCUGCAGAUCUUGGCCCUGGAUUUCAACAACUUCAAGGCUCUGCCUCAGGUGGUGUGUACUUUGAAACAGCUCUGCAUCCUCUACCUGGGUAACAACAAACUUUGCGACCUCCCCAGUGAGCUGAGCCUGCUCCAGAAUCUCCGGACCCUGUGGGUGGAGGCCAACUGCCUCACCCAGCUGCCAGAUGUGGUCUGUGAGCUGAGGCUCCUUAAGACGCUGCACGCCGGCUCCAACGCCCUGCGUCUGCUACCAGGCCAGCUCCAGCGCCUCCGGGAGCUGCGGACCAUCUGGCUCUCAGGCAACCUGCUGACUGACUUCCCUGCUGUGCUGCUGCACAUGCCCUUCCUGGAGGUGAUUGAUGUGGACAGGAACAGCAUCCGUUACUUCCCCAGCCUGGCCCACCUGUCAAGUCUGAAGCUGGUCAUCUAUGACCAUAAUCCUUGCAGGAAUGCACCCAAGGUGGCCAAAGGUGUGCGCCGUGUGGGAAGAUGGGCAGAGGAGACGCCAGAGCCCGACCCCAGGAAAGCCAGACGCUAUGCCUUGACCCAGGUGGAAAGCCAGGACGGAGAGGCACCUGCCCUGCCUUCUCUACUUCUUCCUCCCAACUCCUGAAAAGCUUCAGCUGUCAGUCAAGGCCAAGGACACAACCCCAGUGUCUUCUGGACACCUCUCCUUUAGAGUGCAAAGGAUUGCUCUGGGAUAUGUGGGGUGCCUCUGCCAGUGGGGGCUGAUCAAGUGAGAAGAAAUGCCUCAAUCACACCAAGAAGAAAAAAUUUCUGGCCAACAUCUCUCCCAAAGCGAAGCUGUGUGCUCUGGGUAGCAUGAGGACUUCUUUGCAAGAAAAUCCGCUUCUCCAGCUAUUUUGGAAUACUGAAGAGUCAGAAGGGCCAGGACAUUUUGUCCUUCUCCACUCUCCAGAAGUGGCUGUUCACGAUGCUCAUGAACUCCUCAAAUAAGGUAUUUAUUAAAGAAUUCGCCUGGCUCCAGCCCUUUACAGGAUAUAUUGUGUUACUAUGAAUGACCAUAAGUGGUAUGAAAAUACUAAUUCAGGCCGCUUAUAAAAGACAUUUUUACCUACUCAGUCAGACUCACAGACUCUGUGCUGUUGCAAAGGCUCAAGAUGAAGCUUCUUCCCUGCAGCUCAGUGCAUGCUGGGAGAAGACCCGAUGGAAAAUGCCUCCUGGUGGAGUCCGGCUGCCAUUCUGCACUUGACAGAGGUUCAUGCUGACUUAGCUGGUUUUCCCUAAAGGGUAUGACCCAAGAUCUGCUCUCAACUGCUUCCUGUUACCACAAUGCUAGAAGUCAUCUAGAAAGUACAACCUCUUGUUGGCCACAUGGUCUUAUUAAAAUCAAGUAGUUGUAAUCCUGCCUGCCUCUGUAGGGCAGAGUCCCUGUUUAUUCACAUUAAUGAAGCAGAGCUGAACUGAAUCCCCUUCUGUCGAGGGAAACAUUUCCAGAGCCAUAUUAGGAUAAAGGCAGUAGGUGAAAAAUGUUUACUUGAAACAAGCAUCUGGAAAUCUGAGUUGCAGGUUGUGGUAUACCUAGGACGCUUCCGCCUCUAGCCGCAGCUUCUCAGCCUUUGCUCUGAUUUCUGUUGAUUUUUGUAGAUACAGUCUUUUGAUGGUCAGUGUAUAGCUUAGAUAUUUUGGCCGUUUUUUAAAAUGUAAAUUGUGACCUUUUCUUCUUCCCACAAGUACAUCAACCUUAAAGAUACUGCUGUCAGUGGGUGAUUUAAUAUAAUAUAGUCCUUUAUGUUUUUGAACCCUUCCAGCACGGACACAAAAAGUGUCCUCUUUACUAAAACUUUCAUGUGUUUAGCUUUUGAAAAGUUACUUUUGCCAUAAAAGCAACUUUACCCAGCAAUGUUUGAUUCUAAAAUGACACUGCAGAUUAUUUUCAAGUGUUUUCCUACUAUAAAUAUUUCUUGCUAAACCAGAAGAAGAAAACGUUUCAUAUCACAAUCUCUUCCUAUUGCUACCUCCCAAUCUGUAGAAUAUUUGCAACCCACUGAUUAGACUGCCAACAGAUCCCUUUAAUCAUUCAAUAUAAUAGGCUGUCAAAUAUUUAACUGCUUUAGUAACCAGUCCAGAUUUCCAUUAGGCAACUAGGAUUUACAGUUUAUUUUCUCAUGUCUGACUGACUGAAGCGAAACUAUACUCAGUUGAUGCUAGAAACGUUAUGCCAACAGAACUGCCUUCUGAGCUGUAUCUAUAGCCAGCCUUAUAGAUGGCUCUGAUUUCUUUUGACCCUGGCUUCCUCCUCCUAAGAUGAAUGGGCCCACCUUUUCCACAGCUGUAGGCUACAGCCAUAAAACAGAGUGAUGCCAACUGACCUGUACAGAGUUCUUGUGUAAAGAGCUAACUGGUCUGAAUCAAAUGUCAAAUUAUAAACAUUUGGCACGUA